AUGGGAGGGAAAGCUACAAAGCUUGUCAUACACCAUGCAGCUGUCGCUCAACUCGCCAGUCGGUCGAGAAGCUCGGAGAGGACGGCCACCGGUAUAUUGGCUGUCAUCGCCUUCUUGCCUCAGGGUCUCAACGAGGCCCUGGUUGGCUAUUUGUUGCCGUCUCUCCCGCAAGUCGACGCUAUAUGUGAUGUUCUGUGCAUGCAAUCUCUUGUUUAUCGUCAAGACAGUUUCAUCAAAAUGCUUGCACCCAUUCGACAUUAUGUGCGAGAUUCGCUGCUGCCACCUGAUACCACAUGUUUGCAAGAGAUACGCACCUUCUACUAUUGCACUGUCCAACAGUGUUGGAAAGAACGAGAUGAUGAUGCUGAUAUCAUUAUCUCGGAUCACCUCAACAUCGAGCAUGUCAUUGCUUUCGACCUCACCCACAUCCCUGAAGACACUUAUUACACUUGCCGGCGAUUUUUGAAGUGCUUAGAGUGGCAUCUUCCUCGACCAACUACCCUUACUCCGGCUAUUCUCAACAUCGUCGAGAACUCCUCCGCGUGGGAGCCCAAAGCAUACUGCUUGUGGUAUCUCGGCAAUCUCCACCUUGCUCUUUCUCAGUUCAAAGAAGUCAUACAGGUCUUCCAGGCUGCUGAGCAACUCUAUCUUACCGCCGGCAACCACGAGAUGGUCCUUGAGGACCUCCAGCAUUCCGACUCGUGGCAAUAUAUCAGCAAAGAACAAAAAGCCUGUGUUUGGUUUUUCUUGCAUAGGGCCAAGUUGUUCACGUUCACAACAUCUGCGGACGAAUUAUUUGUGAACUUCUUGGACGAAGACUUCUGGGGCUUGCGGUCCAAGAUUUGCCACUGGCGGGUUAAACACUUCUAUGGGGAAGAUGUUGUGCAGGAAAUCGUAGAGAUGUACGAGGGAGAUGAUCCCUACCAAGUGCUGUGGUAUGCCGUCUGGAAAGCCGUCGUUGCGAGCAACCAGGGGCAUUAUGACCUUGCGAGAGAGAUUAUCCACAAAGCCUCCCAAAACGUCACAUUCUGUGCCCUGCCCAGUACAGCCUCAUUUCUCCACAGAUCUUAUGGCUCGGCAUGCGUCGAGCUCAAUGCAGGCGAGUACGACAGGGCAGUCUCUCAUUUUACCGCCACCAUUGAAGGUUGUGAUAUCCAAGGACAUCUUGAUUUCAAGGCAUUCAGCAUACGUGGACUGGGGGAGAUUGCCUUUGAGAAAGGGGACUUUGCGUUAGCCGCACAGCGCUUUGCAGAGACACGGUCCAUGUGCACUGAGAUGGGAGUGCCUCCAAGAAAGUUGCAUAGUAUGCCAUUCGAUGCGCUGCCGGAAAGAUGUGAAGGGUGGACGUUGUUUGUGGAAGGGCGUUCACCAUUUACGAACGUUGAUUUGUAG
This is a messenger RNA of Suillus subalutaceus, 1392 nucleotides long. RefSeq lists its product as uncharacterized. Bases 1 to 1392 code for a protein of 463 amino acids. The record is from RefSeq and is a predicted model, not a curated record. NCBI's taxonomy places the organism in Eukaryota, Fungi, Basidiomycota, Agaricomycetes, Boletales, Suillaceae. The transcript has 3 exons. Gene Ontology annotation, molecular function: protein binding.